AUGUUUAAUCCGGAGAUCCCUGACGUCCCUUCACAUUUAUUCCACCAAUCUCAUCAGAACAGAGAAACCCUCAAGACGGACCGCUACAGGAUAGACCUGACAACAUCUGCAGGAAGAUGGGAAAAUUGGGUAGUCAAGCUAGAGUUCAAUAAGCUGGGAGAAGGCAAGCAUGGCAACGGCUUCUACAUCAACAUCCCCAACAGCAAACACGACGUUAUCCUCACCGCAGGCCACAAUCUCGUCGACGCGCCAAACCAUUUCUGCACCCAAAUCCGCAUAAUCACACCCCUCGCCGAGAUCCCCGUAUCGAAUAACAAUCUGCGCGUUUGCGAGCGGUACAAAGUCGAGCCUAACGAGAACAACGCCAUCUACGAUUACGGCGUCAUCCUCCUCGACCGAGACCGUAAGGCUCCACGGCGAGGAUUUGGAUUUAAUCUCAUGCUUGGGCUUGCGGCGUCAAGGGAGGGCAGAAAGGAGGGCGAUGUGCUACAAAAUCGGGCGCUAUCUGUCAGUGGAUACAAACCGCAGGACUCGCCGCAGAACUCAAAGCCUACGAACCUGCCGCGGCGUGCGGAAGGAAGCUGCGUCAAGGCGAAUUCGUACCAGCUGAUGUACUCGGCGAAGACUGAGGAGGGGAUGAGCGGGGGGCCGGUAUGGCUUGGGUUUCGGGGCGUCGAGACCGUGGUGGCGGUUCACAAUUACGGCGCCGAAGACAGUGGCGAAGGGAACCGCGGCUCCCGCUUGAAUCUCGACCUUCUAACCACCAUCUUCGGUUUUGAUGACCUCAAGCUCGGGUGGACCAACGUCUCACUCCAGUACCUUGGCUCACCCGCUUACUCCAUGCACCUGCACCUAUAUUCCCCCUCGUCAACAGCACCCGGCAAGAUCGCUCCGGAGGGCCGCGUCCGAGUAGGUAAGCCAGGGAGAUUGGAAACCUGGUUCGACGUCCUCCCCGUGUCAGCGCCGCCCGACGAAAAAGACUCAGAGGGUUGUUACGCCUUCCGCCUUCACGACGUAGAGCCUGCGCGCUGGUUGGGAUGGGAUGCGAAUGGGAGGAAGGUGACGCUUGUGAGUCGGUUUGAUGCGAGGUGCGAGGUUAAGCUUCUACAUGUGGUUAUUCAGCCGGGGAAACCGUUUGCUAUUCGAGCGCAGCUGAAGGCGAAUGAGUGGGUGGAGGUAAGGAUGGGCAUGGCGCUCCUGGACGAGAAUGAUUUGGAGGCACUGGAGGCGGAUCCGGAGAGCUAUGAGGAUACGUCGGAGAUUUUGUUUGAACCUAUAUCUAAGGAAAAGGUAGGAUUGUGGUUUUUCCGUCUUCUUUAA
This is a messenger RNA of Bacidia gigantensis, 1320 nucleotides long. RefSeq lists its product as uncharacterized. Bases 1 to 1320 code for a protein of 439 amino acids. The transcript is spliced from 3 exons. The record is from RefSeq and is a predicted model, not a curated record. Lineage: Eukaryota; Fungi; Ascomycota; Lecanoromycetes; Lecanorales; Ramalinaceae.